Hemisphaericaspora subhashii is the source of this 1926-nucleotide messenger RNA. It is a transcript of the gene TFG1, whose product is annotated as transcription factor IIF subunit. NCBI's taxonomy places the organism in Eukaryota, Fungi, Ascomycota, Pichiomycetes, Serinales, Debaryomycetaceae. The transcript has a single exon. Gene Ontology annotation, cellular component: nucleus; transcription factor TFIIF complex. Gene Ontology annotation, molecular function: TFIIF-class transcription factor complex binding; DNA binding; RNA polymerase II general transcription initiation factor activity. The coding region runs from base 1 to 1926 and encodes 641 amino acids. The record is from RefSeq and is a predicted model, not a curated record. Gene Ontology annotation, biological process: transcription initiation at RNA polymerase II promoter; positive regulation of transcription elongation by RNA polymerase II.
AUGAACCAUCAACAACAACAGCCACAGAUCAAACAGGAAGUAAGCACAACAAUUAAGAAUGAACCGAAUGAUAGAUUAGGAACAUCAUCCCCUACACCCAAUAAUUCAGGAUGGCAAGAUAUUCCACUUAAAUCAUGUACACAAGAAGACAUCAAAGAUAUCAGAUUCCAUAUUAUGAAAUUCGCCACCAAGCAAGAUGUCAACAUAGUUGAAGAUUUUAAUAAACCAGUUAGAUUACAUCGAAAAGAUCCCAGAAAUAUUCAAUUUCAUUUAACUAGGGAAGAAAUUGAGAUUAGAAAACGAGAACAAGAACAAGCGAAAUUAGAAAGGGAGAGAUUAAAAGCAGAGAUCAAAGAAGAGGAUGGCGUACAAGAUGGUGAUGCGAUUGAUAAGAAAGAAGUCAAGGAAGUUGCCGAUCCAUCAAAAAUUGCCCCAGAUGGGAAGAAAAUUGUUAAUAAAAAUCAAGCCGAUAUGUCACAAGUUGCCCCUGAUGGAGGAGCAAGAAAACAAAAGAAAAACUUAUUCAAACGUAAAACCAGACAAAUCAAUCUUAUGGAUGAUGCUAAAAGGAAAUUACGUUAUGAAGAACAUUAUCCAUGGGUAAUUGAAGAUUACACCGGUAAAAACGUCUUUGUUGGGAAUUAUGAAGGUGGAUCAUCAGAAUCCCAACAUGUUUUGUUUGUAUUUGAUAAAGAUGGAUUUAAAAUGAUCCCUACGGAAAAAGUAUAUCGUUUUACUCCAAGAAAUAAAUAUGCUACAUUGACUUUAGAAGAAGCAGAAGCUAAAAUGGAAAAAAAUUCAAGUGUACCAAGAUGGUUAAUGAAACAUAUGGAAGAUAGAUCGAAUUCUGAAAGUACUCCCGAUCAACGAUUUAGGAAUAAUGUACUUGUGAAUGGACAAGUUGUUCAUGCUAGUGGAAGUAGUUCUGGGUUGGGCGGGAGUAGACCCGGUGGACGUCGUGGAUUAAGAACGGUGAUGGGAGGAGCUAGUGGAUCGAAUGAUCGAGAUUCCGAUCAUGAUGAUUUAGAUUAUGAUGAAGAAUUUGCUGAUGAUGAAGAAGCACCAAUUAUGGAUGGUGAUGAAGAAGAAAAUAAAUUAUCGGAAAAGAAAAUUAAACGAGAAAUGUUAAAGGCAGCCCAUUUUGAUGGACAACCUGAUGCUGAGAAUGAUGAUGAUAUUGAUGAUUUAUUUGAAUCGGAAAAGACUAGAAAGGUUGAUAAAGAAGGGAAGAAAUUAAGGAAAGUUUUGAAUAAACGAGAAGGUGGAGUUUAUGAUAGUGAUGAUGAAGAAGAUGGAUUAUUACCAUAUUUAUCAAAAUCAGAUUUAGAAAGUGGUGAAGAAAGCGAUGAAGAAGUUGAAGUUAAAAAGGAACCAACUGAUAAUAAUGGAAUCAAGCAAGAAAAUGAAACAACUAAUAUUCAUCAUGUUAGGGCGUUUGUAGCUAAUAAUGUUGGCGAUGGGUUUGUGGUGAUAAAAGCACCUCCGUCAUUCUUACAAACAUUACCAUUGGGAUAUUGGAAUCCUCAAGCACGUAAACGUCAAUCUCCAGAUGUUAUAGUAUCAACUUCACCUUCGAAGAAAGUGAAAUUAGAGUCAUCAUUAAAGAUUAAGAUCAAGAAAGAACCAAGUUUAUCACCGCCACCAAUAAGUCCUACUCCAGGAUCACCGGUAGGCUCUCCCACAAAUAUGGCCGCACCAUCUGUGACAGCACCAGCGAUGGAUUUGAAUUCGGCAGGCCCUGAUGGUGUUUUGGUUACCGUAAAUGAUGUUUUGGAUAUUGUGAGAAACAAUCCAUUGACAACUAAGGAAUUGUUGGUUGGGUUGAAGAGCAGAGUCAGUGCUCAUAAGGAUAAUAAACAGAGAAUUAUUAGUAUUGUGAAACAGAAUUUGAAAUUAGUUGAUGGGAAAUUGGUUCUUAAAGAAUAG